This is a messenger RNA of Drosophila persimilis, 1294 nucleotides long. RefSeq names its product cathepsin E. Gene Ontology annotation, molecular function: aspartic-type endopeptidase activity. Lineage: Eukaryota; Metazoa; Arthropoda; Insecta; Diptera; Drosophilidae. Bases 1 to 1242 code for a protein of 413 amino acids. The transcript has a single exon. Gene Ontology annotation, cellular component: lysosome. The record is from RefSeq and is a predicted model, not a curated record. Gene Ontology annotation, biological process: proteolysis; cell death.
AUGCAGCCGCUAAAGAAGGUCGGACUGGGAAUAACCUUUCUGCUGUUGGCUCUGCUGGUGGGCAGCGCCGAGGCGAAAAGCUCUCGCCGAAAGAUCCACCGGGUGGGUCUGCAAAGAGACACGGAUCAGCGGAAGAUCCUGCGGAAUUUGGGACACCAAUAUAAGGUGAUCAGAAGUAAGCCAAGGCUGGCAACGGCCCAGGCGGAGACUACAAUGUUCACAGCGUCCUCGUCAUCGAGUAUACCCACAGAGACGCUCACGAAUUCCUACAACACGGAGUACUACGGCCAGGUGACGAUUGGCAGCCAGCAGUUUCAGGUGCUCUUCGACACGGCCUCGGCCAACCUUUGGGUUCCCUCUGUCAAGUGCAACCAGAAGGUGUGCCUGCAGCACAAUCGCUACAACUCGAGUCGGUCCAAGACGUAUGCGGCCAAUGGCAGCGCCUUCCAGAUCGAGUACGCCACCAGGGAGGAGGCAGUCAUCUUGGAGGGAUUUCUGUCCACGGACAGGCUGAAGAUUGCCGGACUCACGGUCAAGAAUCAGACCUUUGCCGAAAUCACUUCGAUGCCGGAGAGCGUCUUCAAUCGGUCCAACUUUGAUGGGAUUUUCGGUCUGGGUUUUCGCAGCAUCUCCAUUGGAGAUGUGAACCCACCUCUGCUGAAUCUUUUUGAACAAGGACUCAUCGAGGCGCCGCUCUUCUCGCUUAUCCUCAACCGGAACGCCUCUGAGCCGAGCAAUGGGGGCCAGCUGCUGCUCGGCGGCAGCGAUCCCACGCUCUACAGCGGCUGCCUGACCUACGUGCCGCUCUCCCAAGUCGGAUACUGGCAGAUCACCGUCGGCAGCAUCAGCCUGGACACUGGCUCCGAUCUCUGCUCCAACUGUGAGGCCAUCAUCGAUGCUGGCACCUCGCUGAUUGUCGUUCCGUCUGCCACGCUGGCGGCCAUCAACCUAAGAUUUGGCAUCACGGCAGCCGACAAGAGGGAUGGAGUCUAUACCAUCUCCUGCGACAAGGUGUCCUCCCUGCCGGUCCUGACCUUCAACAUUGGACGCAGGGACUUCACCCUGCCAGCCUCCAGCUACAUCCUCAACUACGAUGGCACCUGCGUCUCCGGUUUCACCAGUCUGUCGGACGGAGGCAAUGAUCUGACCGGGCUCUGGGUGCUGGGGGAUGUCUUUCUGGGCCCCCUCUACAUCGAGUUUGAUAUGGAAUACAAACGCAUUGCCAUUGCCCCCAAAUUGUAAAUAUCUAUACAUAUUUCUGUAUCUAUAACCUAUAGGAAUGACAUAAUUAAUA